This is a messenger RNA of Polyodon spathula (Mississippi paddlefish), 4379 nucleotides long. Its product is annotated as LIM domain-binding protein 1-like. The record is from RefSeq and is a predicted model, not a curated record. Gene Ontology annotation, molecular function: LIM domain binding. Gene Ontology annotation, biological process: nervous system development; negative regulation of transcription by RNA polymerase II; positive regulation of transcription by RNA polymerase II. The transcript has 10 exons. Gene Ontology annotation, cellular component: nucleus; transcription regulator complex. The coding region runs from base 706 to 1803 and encodes 365 amino acids. Lineage: Eukaryota; Metazoa; Chordata; Actinopteri; Acipenseriformes; Polyodontidae.
UCUAAAACCCUACCCUACCCCUUCCACCCGGGCACUGUGCUAGACCGAGACGUGGGGUGAGUCCUCAUUGCUCUAAAACCCUACCCUAACCCUUCCACCCGGGCACUGUGCUAGACCGAGACGUGGGGUGAGUCCUCAUUGCUCUAAAACCCUACCCUAACCCUUCCACCCGGGCACUGUGCUAGACCGAGACGUGGGGUGAGUCCUCAUUGCUCUAAAACCCUACCCUAACCCUUCCACCCGGGCACUGUGCUAGACCGAGACGUGGGGUGAGUCCUCAUUGCUCUAAAACCCUACCCUAACCCUUCCACCCGGGCACUGUGCUAGACCGAGACGUGGGGUGAGUCCUCAUUGCUCUAAAACCCUACCCUAACCCUUCCACCCGGGCACUGUGCUAGACCGAGACGUGGGGUGAGUCCUCAUUGCUCUAAAACCCUACCCUAACCCUUCCACCAAGGCACUGUGCUAGACCGAGACGUGGGGUGAGUCCUCAUUGCUCUAAAACCCUACCCUAACCCUUCCACCCGGGCACUGUGCUAGACCGAGACGUGGGGUGAGUCCUCAUUGCUCUAAAACCCUACCCUAACCCUUCCACCCGGGCACUGUGCUAGACCGAGACGUGGGGUGAGUCCUCAUUGCUCUAAAACCCUACCCUAACCCUUCCACCCGGGCACUGUGCUAGACCGAGACGUGGGUCCAACACCUAUGUACCCCCCUACAUAUCUAGAGCCCGGAAUAGGGAGGCACACGCCGUACGGGAACCAGACAGAUUACAGGAUAUUCGAGCUCAAUAAACGUCUACAGAACUGGACAGAGGAGUGUGACAAUCUCUGGUGGGAUGCCUUCACUACAGAGUUCUUUGAGGAUGAUGCCAUGCUGACAAUCACUUUCUGCCUGGAAGAUGGACCCAAGCGAUACACAAUUGGUCGGACGUUGAUUCCUCGCUAUUUCCGCAGUAUCUUCGAAGGGGGCGCCACUGAGCUGUACUACAUCUUAAAGCAUCCUAAGGAAUCAUUUCACAAUAACUUUGUGUCUCUGGACUGUGACCAGUGCACUAUGGUCACACAGAAUGGAAAGCCCAUGUUUACACAGGUGUGUGUGGAGGGCAGGCUGUACUUGGAGUUCAUGUUUGAUGACAUGAUGAGGAUAAAGACAUGGCAUUUCAGCAUAAGGCAGCACCGUGAGCUUAUUCCUCGCAGCAUCCUUGCCAUGCAUGCCCAGGAUCCCCAGAUGUUGGACCAGCUGUCUAAGAACAUAACGAGAUGCGGCCUCUCGAACUCCACACUGAACUAUCUCCGACUGUGUGUAAUUUUAGAGCCCAUGCAGGAGCUGAUGUCCAGACACAAGACCUACAGCUUAAGUCCCCGUGACUGCCUCAAGACAUGUCUGUUUCAAAAGUGGCAGAGAAUGGUAGCGCCCCCAGCGGAGCCGGCGAGGCAGCAGCCCAGCAAGCGCAGGAAACGGAAGAUGUCAGGAGGCAGCACCCUGAGCUCCGGAGGGGGCACCAACAAUAACAGCAACAGCAAGAAGAAGAGCCCAGCCAGCAGCUUCGCUCUCUCCAGUCAGGUACCUGAUGUGAUGGUGGUGGGAGAGCCCACUCUGAUGGGAGGGGAGUUCGGGGACGAAGACGAGCGUCUGAUCACACGGUUGGAGAACACGCAGUUUGACGCUGCCAAUGGCAUCGAUGACGAGGACAGUUUCAACAACUCCCCAGCGCUGGGAGCCAACAGCCCCUGGAACAACAAAGCUCCCUCCAGCCAGGAAAGCAAGAACGACAACCCCACAUCGCAGGCAUCCCAGUAAAAGGGGGAGGAGCGGGGCGCAGCAAGGGACGGGACUAGAUCCCAACUGUGUAGGGACUCCCUGUAAAACACAUUCUAAACAGCGCCAUUCCACUCCGGUCCUUCAGCUCUGUACAUGCUGGCAUGCUGCACUCUGCUUUGGAUAAGAUCACAUGGCAGCUGUAAGGUCCAGUGUUUUCCAGCCUGUGGAAUUCAUACUGGGCACUGCUGUGUUGCACACAACGAGGUGCAACAGCGAUGCUGCUGGCUGAAGUGCUACUCAGACGCAGCAGGAGUUUUGUAAGCAAACAGUUUUAGUUAACAGUGCAAUGGAAUCUGAUCAGUGCCAGCUUUGUUCCAACCAGAACCUAAAUACCAGUUUUAAAGUAUGCUUUGCUAACUGGUGUGCAUUAAAGACAGCAAUCCACUGUGUCUCCAAGACUUUAGUCUGGAUUUUCUUUCUGUGCACUUCAGGCUAUGAUGCAAAUUUUUAAAAUUUUAAAUUAUUUUUUUUUUAGGACCUGGUUGGAACAAAAACCCGUACUGUUCUGGAGCUCGAGGACCGGAGUUGAGAAUCACUGCGUUAAAACUUAAAUACAAACAAACAGUAAAGCAUUGAGGUACUUGGGAUUUGGUUGUGCACAGCCAGAUAUCUUCACAACUCCAGAUAUGCUCACAUACCCUGAUUCUAUAAGUAGUUUCCAACAGGGACACUGUGCUUUAUUUCCAUCUAUGUUUAAACUCAGUAAUUUCUUUAGUUUUUUUGUUAAUCAAAUUUUGAUAAUUGUGAGGAGUCUAAAGAUUUUUAUAGAACAACAAAAAAUGUAAUGUUCCAAAAAUCGAACGACAAACUUGUGAUUAGACUAAGCUUUGUAGGGGUUUGGAAGCAAGGGGUCUAAAAGCAUUAAUGUUGUGUUUGUGUGUGUGGGUUUGCCUGCCUGUCUGCCCUGCCCAGCCUGUAUUGCAGGAGGCAUUAAUCUGCUGCCCGGACCUCCUGAAGGACAUGCUGUGUGAGGGAAGGGAUUGCUGUGGACUAUUGGAAUACAAAUGAACCCUUCUCUGCCCCUCUGUGUUCCAGCAGGUAAUACACAGGGAUCCCUGCUGUGAAAAUGAACAACAUUGAUCUCUCGCAAAGCCUGCUAGUAGGCAUUUGCUGGUAGAGUCUGUGGCUGUGCUGGGUGGAAGUUUGGUUUGGGGAUUUGCAGCUGCAUGUAUCUUUAAUACUGGAGUCCAGCAGUUCAAGCCUGAGACAUUUAAAGCCUCUGUUUUGCACUGCUCUGACCAGUGCCAUGGCUGGGAAGGGGAUGAAAUACCUUAAUAAAGACAACAUGUACAAGAGAAUGUUUCUUACCAGGCACUUCAUUUAAUAAUAAAAAACACUGGAUCCACUGAAACCCGGUACCUCUGAAUAUUAACAGGUUAAUUAAUGAGUGAGUUCUGUUUCUAGUGGGCUGUAUUUCCCUGCUCAUGUUUUUUACUGAUCCUGAAAGCUACACGCCAAGGAACGAGGCUUCGAGCAAGAUCCUUUAAAUCCCUCCCUAAAAUACAUUCUUUAGUUUUGUUUUUUUAAAGGAAAAAAGUAAGCUUGUGUGAAGUGUUUUUUUUUUUUGUUCUUUUUAUAUAUACAUUUCUCUGUGUAUUUGUGCUUGUAUAUUUAAGGUAGUAGCAAAGUUCUGUAUAACUGUAAUUAAAUGUAUUCCUUAUUUAGAGCACCCAGAAGCCUGCCCUGUCUAAUGUAAAAAUAAUAAUAAAAAAAAAAAAAAAAAAAAAAAAAAACUUUUUUGACAUGAUUUGAGACUGGUGAAUUUCUGGGUACUCUCACCAUUUGGAACCCCUCCCAAUGUGUUUUCUUUGUUUAUGUACAUUUGUUUACAUUCAUCUUGAUGAUAUUAUCCCACUUUUCACACCCAUUGGUUUAAGUGCCCUGUACAAUGUUAAUAGAAGCGUGGAAACCUGUUUUAUCAAUAAGCUAAUAGACCCUCUUGCCACUGUAUACUGCCAGUCUUGCAUUCUGUCCUUUGGUUCACCUUGCUGUUUAUUCACUGCACAAUGGGCAGACCUUGCCUGUUUUGUGCCACAACCCACACACAACUGAGCACACAAGACGUUUAGCCGUCUUUUAUAAAUGUUUUUUGACGUUGCAAUCAAGCGGUACCUCUUGCAACGUGUGUGUGUGUGUGUGUGUGUGUGUGUGUGUGUGUGUGUGUGUGUGUCUACUCGCUUUCUGAGAAUGAAGGGACACUUUGAAACCUCACCUGAGUGAUGUGCACCUCCACCCCUGAAACAUUUUGUAACUAUUCUGUAUUGUAGACUUGCUUCUUGUAAGUGUCCAGCUCCAACCUAUAGAGACCCAGUCCAGAAACCAGAGCAAGGCUAAUUUGGUUGGAUUUUUAAAGAGCUUGCUUUCUUCUCUGAGGUUUUUUGGUACGAUUUUUAAAUGCAAACCGAAUGGUGAUUUGUACCCUCCAAUCUUCCUGUAGAGCCCUUGUCUGUGGGGCAGUGUAAUAUUUUUUGCAUAGUGUGUGCCAUUAAUAAUUCCUGUAUGGUACUACUAAAGAUGAAUUUUCACUUUAAUAAAAUGGUGAGCUUUUAUUUGCA